AUGAGUCAUUGGGCACUCCUAAUGAGCGAAUAUGAUGUGAAAUUGGUGACACCUACCGCCAUUAAGAGCCAAGCUUUGGCUGACCUCUUGUCAAUUUGUCUCGAAAAAGCAACGAUUGAAGAGUUGCCGGAUCAGAUUCCAGGAACAAUAGAGACUAUUCAUGCUUGCAAUGAAGAGAAAACAUGGACCCUCAUGUUUGAUGGAACAUCCUCGAAUCCUCAAGGAGGGGCAGGAGUUGUCCUUAUAGACUCCCAUGGAAGAAAUCUGUCCUUCAUGUUUCGAUUAAAUUUUUCUUGCACCAACAAUGAGGCGGAGUAUAAAGCACUAAUGCUCGGUCUAAAUAUGGCUCAAGAAGUUGGUAUCAAAAAACUCCAUGUCAAAAGAGACUCCAACCUAAUAAUACAACAGAUCCAAGGAGGAUACAGCGCGAAGGAAAGAGGUCUGGCCUUAUGCAGAAAACAAGUGUGGUGCAUGAUGAAGGUAUUUGAUAAGAUCUCAUUUGAGCAUGUACCCCGAACAGAAAACAAGCAUGCGGAUGCUUUAGCAACAUUGGAGAGUAGAGUUACUAUUCAAAAUGGACAACAUGCUUUGGAACACCGAGUAGCUGAAAGUCCUGCCAGAGAAGAAAGGAUGUCUGUGGAAGAAAAAACCAAUGAUUGGCGAACGCCUAUAUAUGAACAGCUCAGAACGCUCAACAUCACCAAAGAAACAAGAGGAUUUUGCCUCCUCAAUGGGCAAAUGUUCAAAAAGAUCAAUGAUGGACUCCUCAUGAAAUGUGUAGGAGAAGAGGAAGGGAAAGAAAAAACAGAACAAUUGCAUGGAGCCACUUGCGGAGAAGAGGGCCCUGAAUACCUCGAUGCUGGAGUUUUACCUUCAGAAAAAAUAGAAGCUAAGAUAUUGAAGAAGAGAUCAGAACGCUACUUCUUGCAGAAAGAAAGCUUCACCAAGUGGGUGAAGGCUAUAGCUGUCAGGGAAGCAAAUGCUGAAGCAGUCGUAAGAUUGAUCAAAGAAAAUAUAAUAUGCAGGUUCGGGCUGCCAAGUGUUCUAGUGUCCGACAAUGGAACCCACUUUGUUAACCAAAGAGUGUGGUGUGUUCUUAAACAGUACGAGAUCAAACAUCACAAGUCUUUCCCCUACUACCCGCAAGGCAAUGGCCAGGCAGAGGCUACUAACAAGAGCCUUUUGAAAAUACUCACAAAGAUGGUGACCGACGCCCAAAAGGAUUGGAGUGAAUACCUACCACUUGCUCUUUGGACUUACAGAACAACCAGACAUGGAACAACUGGAGUAACACCCUUCUCGUUGGUUUAUGGGGUUGAAGCUGUACUGCCAGCAGAGAUUGAAGCCAGGAUGUUGUUAGGUGAAGCAAGGGAUCGUGAAGCUGAGUUGCAAUAG
This is a messenger RNA of Arachis stenosperma, 1395 nucleotides long. RefSeq lists its product as uncharacterized. Lineage: Eukaryota; Viridiplantae; Streptophyta; Magnoliopsida; Fabales; Fabaceae. The coding region runs from base 1 to 1395 and encodes 464 amino acids. The record is from RefSeq and is a predicted model, not a curated record. Gene Ontology annotation, molecular function: nucleic acid binding; RNA-DNA hybrid ribonuclease activity. Gene Ontology annotation, biological process: DNA integration. The transcript has 3 exons.